Molecule: messenger RNA, 426 nt
Organism: Limanda limanda (common dab)
Lineage: Eukaryota; Metazoa; Chordata; Actinopteri; Pleuronectiformes; Pleuronectidae
Gene: eva1ab
Product: eva-1 homolog A (C. elegans)
Exons: 4
Coding region: 1-426 (141 amino acids)
Source: RefSeq, a predicted model, not a curated record
AUGGCAUUGCUUAGCAACCUGAUGGCAGCUUACACUUUCAUUGCAGACCAACCUGAGCGGGCAGCCCUGGUGUUUCUGGGUGGGGUGUCUGCCGGCCUCCUCGUCACACUCUGUGCCAUCGUCUUCCAGAUACACUGUCGAGCAGACUGUAACUACGGAAACAACAGCACUGCUCUUGUUGCGACUGGAGGGGCUGGGCCUGUGGGGGACAGUGAGUCAGAAGAGUGGGACGACCCGUCUGACCCGUCGGCACGACGACGCAGACGCUUUGAGAGAGCUCUGCUGCAUGCCAGCAUGUUCACAUCGUCUGAGGAGUUGGACCGAGCCCAGCGGCUAGAACAGCGGGAAAGGAUUCUCCGGGAGAUCUGGAUGAACGGACAACCUGACAUCAGCACAGUCACUCAGAGCCUCAACAGAUAUUACUGA